Molecule: messenger RNA, 2341 nt
Organism: Sinocyclocheilus grahami
Lineage: Eukaryota; Metazoa; Chordata; Actinopteri; Cypriniformes; Cyprinidae
Product: ETS-related transcription factor Elf-2-like
Exons: 9
Coding region: 382-2193 (603 amino acids)
Biological process (GO): regulation of transcription by RNA polymerase II; cell differentiation
Cellular component (GO): nucleus
Molecular function (GO): sequence-specific DNA binding; DNA-binding transcription factor activity, RNA polymerase II-specific
Source: RefSeq, a predicted model, not a curated record
UCAUUCGUACUACAUCAUGACUUUGACCUGGAUCUACUGUCUGCAAACACAUCCCCUCCAUGUCUUCUCUGCUCGAGCAUUGUAAGGGACUGAGUUGGCUUGGAUUGGGGUCUUGUGUUAGCGGGCCAUCAGUCAGUGUAGUUCAGUGUGUCGCUUUAAACCGUAUAUAUGUGUGUAUGUAACGUUAAUGAUCAGGUGUGUUAGCGCUUAGCCGCUAACGGCCACAGUCUGACGGACUCUUACCCACCACAGCCACCAAACUCUCAGCGUUUCUUAAGUUUGUGUAAACCAAACAAGCACAGAGUGUGGGUUUCAUUUGGAAAGUCAGCUUUUCAAGUCCUGGAGUUUGCCACGGGGUCAGCAGAGUGUGGGGUAUGAGUGAUGACGUCUGUGGUGCUUGUAGACAGUGGAGGAGCAGUGGUGGAGUAUGUUACUGCAGUGGAUGACCAUAUACCGGAGGAGGGUGUGUAUGAGUUUGAGGGAGAAAUAGAGGGAGAUGUGGAGUACCCUGCGGUAAUCGUGGAGCCGGUGCCCGGUGCGCGGUUGGAGCAGGGCUUCGCUGCUCAGGUGCUGGUGUACGAUGACGAAACCUACCUGAUGCAGGGAGUGGCUGAGGAGCAGGAGGUGGAGACAGAAGUGCUGGAGACAGUGGAAGCAUCAGUUUAUGGCUCUGUGCAUUGCUCAGAUAAAACCAUUGAGGCUGCUGAAGCUCUUCUACAUAUGGACUCUCCCUCCAGCUUGCGGGGAGACCGGAGCCCAGAGGUGUUUGUGCCUCCAUGUGUCAACACUUCGGAGUUCCUGCAUGCUGCCAUGCGACCUGACAUUCUGACGGAGACAGUGGUGGAGGUCAGCACAGAGGACUCGGAGCCUAUGGAGGUGGUUACGGUUUUUGAGGAGCCUGAGAUGCUGGAGACGGAACCCACUAAGAGAAGAAAAUGUGAGAACACAAGAACAUUAUUAGUCAACAGAAGUACAUACCUGUGGGAGUUUCUGCUGGACCUGCUGCAGGAUAAGAACACUUGUCCCAGAUACAUUAAGUGGACACAGAGGGAGAAGGGCAUCUUCAAGCUGGUGGACUCUAAAGCUGUGUCAAAGCUCUGGGGUAAACACAAGAACAAACCAGACAUGAACUAUGAAACCAUGGGCAGAGCGCUCAGGUAUUACUAUCAGAGAGGUAUCUUGGCUAAAGUAGAGGGUCAGAGGUUGGUGUAUCAGUUUAAGGAAAUGCCUAAAGACAUUGUCGUCAUCGAUGACGAUAAGUGCGACCCAGGUGAUGAUAUAAUCAGAGAGAAGACCUACGAGCGCAUUCCUCCCUCAUCUGACACUCUAUUGGUAACUGACCUCUCCAAAACCCCUGCCAUCUUGAGAGGGGGAGGAAGGACUGUGGUCCAUCCGGGCUCCCCAAAAGCUAAAGCUGCGCUCAAUGCAACUCCUUUUCAGCGCAUUGUAACGGUCUCUGCGUCAACAGAUCCAUCACAGCCGUCCCAUGCCACCUUUAUCACCAAUGCCAAUGCACCCAGGACUGUGCGAGUUGCUAUGCAAGUUCCGGUCGUCAUGACAAACUCCUUGGGACAGAAGAUCUCCACGGUGGCCGUGCAGUCAGCAAACCCUUCGCUCCUAACCACAGCACCUACCAACACCGGCUCAGCAACUGGUGCGAAUGCACCCAAAGUCCUAAUCCAGACCAUGCCAACGAUGGUUCCCGCCACAGCCGAGAACGGUGACAAGAUCACAGUCCAGCUCGCCAAGAUAAUCACCAUCCCCGCAACCCAGCUCACGCAGUGCCAGUUACAGACCAAACUGGGCACCCCAACAGGCAUCAAUCUGAUGGGCGCCCCCCUCACCGUCCGAGCCCUUACGCCCAUGUCUGUGGCGCCAGGGACGCAGGUGGUCAGAUUGGCAGUUCCGGCCCAACAGAGUCCAGCUCAGGCAAAGACGCAGGUCCCUGUUUCAAUCCAGAUGCAAACUCAAGUCCCAAUCUCCAUCCAUACGACAUCUACCCCGGCGUCAGUUCCAGUUCAGAUCCAGAUUCACCAGAGUCAGCUUUCUCCAAAAGCAAAAAGCGUAGCUCAGACCUCAGAGUCGAAAUCCGACAGCACUUCGGCAGAACAGCCUGAGCAGGACAAUCCCACACAGGACGCAGCAGUGGUGGUAGAGGAAGGUUCAAAACCACAAUCCGAAGCAGAGAGCUAAAGAACGUUUUGUCAGUCAUGAACAAUAAUAAAUUAAUUUCUAUUACCCAGAUACUCUUCAAUCACAUUCUGGAGUACAAACUGGAGAUUGGUUGCCUUGUACAGUUUCACAGUUCAAGUGUGGUUUCAUUUUUUUAUAUAUAUAUAUA